UAUAUUGACAUUGUCAUUUGAGACACGCGACGGUACGCAUACUACUGGUAUAUACAAAAAUCCAUUGCUUCUUAUUAUGCGCCUGUUACGAGUACCCAACCUCGUCCUGAUUUGUGGUUUUUUUAUAUGUGAUGUACGGCGUUGAAUCGAAAGCUGGUUUGAAGUUCACCAAUGCCCACUGUGAGUCCUUCAACAAAUCCUGGAUCGUAAUAAAUGAGUGUAGAUUGCGCGCCAUUAACCGAUAUGUUACGGUGUUGAAUAUAAAUAUAACAUUCCUGCAUCCUGCCUACCAAAUAAAGCUGAGUUCAUCUUUCAUGAAGAAAGCCAAUGGAUAUAAGCCAUUUGUGAUGGAUUUUACUGUAGACGCAUGCGAUUAUAUCGUCAAGAAGAAUAAUGCCAUUGCCAAUGUGGUAUAUUCAUUUUUCAAAAAUUUCAGCAACAUAAAUCACACUUGCCCCUAUUAUGGGGAUCAGUUGGUGCGAAACUUUUAUCCCCGAUCUGAUUUAAUUAAAUUGGUUUUUCCCAGCGGCGAAUAUGCUUUGCUGAUGAACUGGUUCCUGGGUAAGGUGAAAACUUUUGUUACAAACAUAUAUUUUACUUUUCAUGGCUGA
Messenger RNA from Rhagoletis zephyria (snowberry fruit fly), 611 nucleotides. RefSeq lists its product as uncharacterized. The record is from RefSeq and is a predicted model, not a curated record. NCBI's taxonomy places the organism in Eukaryota, Metazoa, Arthropoda, Insecta, Diptera, Tephritidae.